AAAGAAACCACUAGACUCUCUCAUACUCCCCCUUCUCUCUUCCUUUACUAACCAAGCUUCCUAAUUCAGAGACUCCACCUAUAACUUUCUCCUCAUUCUCCAUGGCACCAACACGCUCAGAGCCGUUACAGUUCUAUUUCUGCAUGGCCACGAUCAUCAUGGUGGCCACCAUUGUUGAAGCUCAAGAAAACAUCAACUGGUGCGUUGCCAGAAGUGAUGCGAGCAACCAGAUGCUGCAAACGGCUCUGGACUUCGCUUGCGGUGCUGGUGCAGACUGCAAUCCCAUUCUGCCCAAUGGCCUCUGCUACCUUCCCAACACCAUCCAGGCUCACGCUUCUUACGCCUUCAAUAGUUACUUUCAGAGAAAGGGCAUGGCGCCCGGCUCCUGUGACUUUAAUGGCACUGCCACCGUUGCUAUAACUGAUCCCAGUUACGGAUCUUGUGUUUAUCCAUCUUCAAUAAGCACUGCCGGAGGAAACCCUUCGCAAGGAUCAACACCAACAACAACCACCACAAACAACCCUAACAUGCCAAAAACGACGCCAACUACAAUGCCUCUAGAUAACAACGUUGGUAAUGGAGUGAAUUCGGGGUUUAGCCCUCCAAUACCAACUACAGAUAACUCCAAAGCGGCUGCAAAAUUAAUAGCGAUUACAAUAUUAAUGCCUGUCUUCUUGUGGACUGUUGUCUCAUCGACACUGCCAAACAUAAGCCAGAGGUAG
This is a messenger RNA of Mangifera indica (mango), 722 nucleotides long. Its product is annotated as PLASMODESMATA CALLOSE-BINDING PROTEIN 3-like. Bases 102 to 722 code for a protein of 206 amino acids. The transcript has 3 exons. NCBI's taxonomy places the organism in Eukaryota, Viridiplantae, Streptophyta, Magnoliopsida, Sapindales, Anacardiaceae. The record is from RefSeq and is a predicted model, not a curated record.